Messenger RNA from Uranotaenia lowii, 2210 nucleotides. RefSeq names its product SET and MYND domain-containing protein 4 (gene Smyd4-2). NCBI's taxonomy places the organism in Eukaryota, Metazoa, Arthropoda, Insecta, Diptera, Culicidae. The transcript is spliced from 4 exons. The coding region runs from base 145 to 2118 and encodes 657 amino acids. The record is from RefSeq and is a predicted model, not a curated record.
GUUCGAAAACAACCGACCCAUAUUCCCACAUUGAGACAAGUCAAAUCAGUCUAAUUUUAGUAAUUCCUGCUCGAUUAGAUAAAAUUCUUUCAAAAUUUAAAGUUUUUGGUUCUGUUAAUUAGAGAACGUUUAACCGAAACUAACAUGAGUAUCAUGGAUAACGAUCCGCUGUUCACGUCGUUGUGCAACCAGAAAACGCUUCAAUCGACACAAGAGGGGUUUUUCGGAGAUUUCUACCAGACCGUGGCCGAAAAUUUCAAAGGCAAGAACAAGGACUGGUUGCGGGAAGUUUUCGGGAAAGUUAGCCCCGGCGAUGAUCGGACCCGGCUGCAGUUGGCCUUCGAAGAUCCGGUGGUUUGUUUCGAAGUUCUGGGAACCCUGGAGCAUGUGAAACCGGUAUUCCGGGGCAAAGAUGCCAAAUUCAGCUGGCAGCGGCGCGAUCAGGCCAUGAAGUUGCUGGAGGAGCGGAAAAUUCCUCAGGCACUGAUGAUGGCGAGUCAGGCCGUGAUGAGGGCACCGGCUCCGGGAGUCGAUCUGCACAUUGAUCAGGGAAUGACAUUGGCCUGUGCCUUGUGGAACAGAUCGGAGGUGCUGAUCCGGUCACUCGAUGGGAAGCGGGCUCUGGGCGAUCUUCAGCUGGCUUCCAAGGCCGGAUUUCCGGUCAAGGAAACUCCCGAGUACUAUGGACGGUUGGCUAAGUGUUAUGCCCUGAUGGGAGAAAACAAACGUGCGGAGGUAUCGGCCAAACUUUUCCAUCAAUUAGCUGGAUACAACGAUUUUGCAUUUGCUCGUCUCAAGGAGGAUAUCGAAGAUCUCAAAACGCUUAAAUCGGAAGAGGAUACGUUCAAGCCGAAAGAAGAGGAUCGAAAGUUGCCGGAUGUUUCCGAAGGACCUAACAAGGAACUCGCCGGAGCCUCUUCUAAAAUAACACUUAGUGGAUCCCGAGAAGAUUCCAGUAAAGGUCGUUUUAUAGUGGCUGCUGAAGAUUUGACGCCUGGAGAGCCAGUUCUUGUUGAACCAGCAUACGGGGCCUGUCUUUAUCCGAAAUUUUUCGGCAUGUACUGCAAUUUAUGCUUCUCAAGAUUAGUAGCUCCGGUGGCCUGUCCCGAUUGCAGCGGCCUGGCCUUCUGCUCUACCGAGUGUCGGGACAAGGCCUGUUCCGGGUACCAUCGGUUCGAGUGCCAAUACAUGGAUCUGAUGAUCGGUUCCGGGAUGUCCAUCCUGUGCUACUUGGCAUUGAGGCUGGUCACCCAGGCGGGAACUCCGCAGAAGGCCAUCGAAAUGGGCAAGGAACUCGCUGGAAUUCUGUGUGCCCAUUCGGAACAACGAGAGCAGGAGGAUUACUUCCAGAGGACUCUUAUGGCUGCAUUUUUGUUGCGGCUGCUGCAGAAGGCUGAAUUUUUCGGUCGACGCAAAACGGAAGCAGCUGAACCGACCCCGGAGGAGGCUGAAGUCGGUGGCGUUCUGUUGAAUCUUUUGCAAUCGCUCCAGUUUAACGCCCAUGAGAUCUACGAGACCAGAAUUACCGGGGAGCACCGGUUCGAUUCGGCCAAGGUUCAAUACAUCGGGGUAGGAAUCUACAAGGUUGGUGCCAUGAUGAAUCACGAAUGUCAUCCGGGUUUGACGAGAACUUUCCUGGGAACCAGCCUGAUUCUGCACACCAGUCGACCGAUCGCCAAAGGACAAGUUGUACCAGAGAACUACGGAAUGCACUUCUUCAGGCAACCGUUGGCACUUCGAGGUAGAAAUCUGCGUUCCCGGUAUUGGUUCAAAUGUGACUGCAAGGCUUGCUCGGAGGAUUGGCCGCUGAUGGACAGGUUGUCCGAUAAACCACGAAUGCUGUGUCCUCAUCCAGGCUGCGAAAAUGUGCUGAAAGUGCAGGGCAAAUGCUGGAAGUGCAAGAAGGCUGCCAACUUCGACACAUCGAUCAAGACCCUAAACGAAUGCGAAUCGCUCUACGCCGAAGCGGCCAAAAAAAUGAAGGAUGAAUUUACCGAUGAAGCGAUCGCUUUGCUGUGCAAAGGAAUUUCCUUGUUUUAUAAGGUAGCUGUUCCGCCCCACAAACCUACCCCAUAUUGCAGAGGAAUCUCUCAGGAUUUGUCUAGCCGAUCGGGCUAAUGUUAAUCGAGUGUAGAGCGUACUCUUGCUCAUUUGAACUGUACCGAAAAAUGACAUUUAAUAAAUAAAAAACUAAAUUUUCUUUUCAGAAA